AUGAAAGAUGAUGGAAAAGGUGACUCUCCAUUGUCUCAUGCAUCACUGGAUGGGAAUAUCAACACUGUUGAUUAUCUACUGGGAAAAGGUGCUAAUCCUAAUACACGCAACACCUACGGUGCUACUCCUCUGCAUUAUGCUGCUCAAUAUGGAUACACAGAGAUACUCACCAGAUUGCUUUCCAGAGGUGUCAAUGUAAAUGGUUCUUGUGAAGAUGGCACACUGACACCCCUAGGAGUGGCUGGUGCUACAUUGUCACCUCUAGAUGUGGCUGCUAAUAAUGGCCAACUCGAGGCGAUACGAGUUUUGUUGGAUCACAAUGCAGAUCCUAAUUUGAUGUUUUGCCGUUCAUAUACAUCACUGGCGGUAUCUAUUAAAUCUGGUCUGCCCCAAUCAUUACAAUGCGUCGAGCUUUUACUUGAGGCUGGUGCUGACCCGGAUGGUGGAUCGUAUGGAGUAACACCUCUAAUAGUUGCAACAUGUAAAGGGCUAACAGAAAUCAUCAGGCGCUUAAUUCAAGCUGGUGCUAAUCCUGAUGUUACAAAUUCUUUUGGACACACGCCAUUAGAAAUUGCCGCAGUCAAAGGUCAUCAUCAUGAUGUUGAGAUUCUUUUCCUUGUUACUUCUCGUAUUCCGAGAUAUAUCGACUGGAGCGUUGGUGGAGUAAUUACACAUGUACAAUGUGAUCAAGCUAAGAAACAGUGGAAGCUGAAAGCCAAGGAGAAGUUUCAGGAGGUAAAGGUAAAAGGCACAGAAGCAUUUAAGGAACAUGAUUAUUAUAAGGCAUUAUAUUGGUACUCACAGGCAAGCGAAAUUGAUCCGUAUGACGCAAAUGUACUUUCUAACCGGAGUAUGUGUUGGGCCCGUUUGAAAGAUGGCGAGUCGGCUUUAGGAACUGCCCAAGCAUGCAUAUUGCUAAGGCCAGAUCGGCCUAAGGCAUACUAUCGGGAUGGUGUAGCGUACAACUUACUAAAAAGAUACAGUCGUGCGCAAGAAGCCUUCCUCGAAGGUUUGAAGUUGAGUCCUAAUAACCAAGAGCUUAAAGAUGCAUUCAGGGAAGCUGUUGAAGCUCAGUUGAACACUGCAUGA
This is a messenger RNA of Papaver somniferum (opium poppy), 1089 nucleotides long. Its product is annotated as ankyrin-1-like. Bases 1 to 1089 code for a protein of 362 amino acids. The transcript has 10 exons. The record is from RefSeq and is a predicted model, not a curated record. Gene Ontology annotation, molecular function: protein binding. NCBI's taxonomy places the organism in Eukaryota, Viridiplantae, Streptophyta, Magnoliopsida, Ranunculales, Papaveraceae.